CACUUGAGGGUCUAAGAAGCUUGAUGUCCGCUCCGGAGUUUGUUGUUGGAUCAACAGGUGACUGAUUGCGUAACGGUGAUGCGCGUAAUCCAAAAGAGAUAAAGUUUUACCACGCAGGCGCAGGAAACUUCUGACUUAAAAAGAAAAAAAAAAAAAACUUUUGUUUGAGGGUUGUUUUGGUACCAAAAGCUGAACUCUUUCUGGCGUUGAACUCAGCUGGAUAUGGCAGAGGGAGACUUCUACACCAUGGGAAACCGGCAGAGGUUUCCCAGGGAUCCGUUUGGUGAAUCGCCGUUCAGGGAUCAGUCUCCGUUCAGGGAUCAGCUCGCGUCUCGGUUUAUGGAAGACGAGUUUGGGAUGCCGCCUUUCCCCGACGAUCUGGCGAUGGACUGGCCGGGCUGGGCUCGGCCUGGCCGCCUAAGCACGCGCCUCAGCCCCUCGCCUUUCGGCAGCAGUUUACGCUCAGCGGGUUUCGCCCCGCGCCAGUCCACAGGAGGCCCCGCGCUCUACACUAGCAGGUACGGGGAGCCCUCCUCCCGGAGCUCCCCGAUCACCACCGGGGGGGAGCCCUGGAAAGUUUGCGUGAACGUCCACAGCUUCAAACCAGAGGAAUUACACGUCAAAACGAGAGACGGAUUUGUAGAAGUGUCAGGGAAACAUGAAGAGAAGCAGGAAGAAGGAGGCAUAGUGACAAAGAAUUUCACAAAGAAGAUACAGAUCCCGAUAGACGUGGACCCUCUGACGGUCUUUGCCUCUUUGUCCCCUGAGGGAGUCCUCAUCAUCGAAGCUCGGCAGACGCCUCCAUAUUACCUCUUCAGCAACGAGGACUCCCAGGGCGGAGAGAUGCAGGAGGUGGAGGUCCCUAAGCCCCAGGAGGCACCCAUGGUCUAAACCCCAACCUUCUGACUAACAUUACAGAUCACCCUGCACAAUCAGUUACAAGUUUGAUACAAAAUGUGUGGCCUUCAGCUUCUUGUUGUUACAAACCUGGAAUUAAAAUGUGCAAAAUACACCAGGAGAUCAAGGUCCUAGUGUUUAUGUUAAAGCUGCACCAGGCAAGACUUUUAGAUAGAAGUUUCACAAAAAAGAAAAUGGAACCAAUCGAUGUUCGGCAUUUUUUCUUAAGAAAAUGACUUAAACAAUUAAUCAACAGUUGCCAGUUAAUUUUCUGUCUAUUUCAAUUCUAUGUGUAUUUCCCCCCUAUUAUCACAAUGAUUGCCUUUAUUACAAAAUGAUAUAACAUCAAACAGCAUUUCACUCAUGUUAUAUUUCAUGUUUUCUGGGCACUGAAGAUCAAAAUAUUUCAAACAGCUAUGGAGCCCUCAGUGUGUUAGCUUGUCUUGUACAGCUUUAAUAUUAUAUCCAGGUGUAUUCUGAGGUUAUGCAAGAGCUUAGUAACUUACAGGAACAGUAACUUAAUAUACAGUAUGUGAACUCCUAAAGAAUCAAAUUUAUAUUUGUAUUUAUAUUAACAUGAAAUUCAUUUAGUGGAACAAUCUUUGCAUCAAACAUAUUGUAUGUGAUUUCUUUGGUUCAAAAAAAUGACAAAUGUGCCUUAUUUACUUGGGUGCCUUGACUUUAGUUAAUGAAUGUCACUUAAACUGACAAGAAACACAAGUUUUGUAGCUUCAGUAGAGGGUGAAUUGUGUGCAUUAAUACUGUAUUCUACCAAAGUGUAUUGUAAAUAUACUUUAAUAUGUACCAAUUCAUUAUAAAUAUUAAACUGAAGUGUUCCAGGUUUUGCAAUAUGGUUUGAAUUUGUCUUUUCUAUUUGAGCAUUCAGGAAGAUGGCUGCAUGAUUGUUGGAGCGGACAGACUGAGUCAUAUGCCAAAGACGUUUGUUUCCUGCCUUCUUUUCUGUCUAUGUCUUUGUAUUGGCUGAUGCAAUAAAAAUGUCCAGCCAAUCUCUCA
Molecule: messenger RNA, 1911 nt
Organism: Lates calcarifer (barramundi perch)
Lineage: Eukaryota; Metazoa; Chordata; Actinopteri; Centropomidae
Gene: hspb8
Product: heat shock protein b8
Exons: 3
Coding region: 223-891 (222 amino acids)
Biological process (GO): cellular response to unfolded protein
Cellular component (GO): cytoplasm; protein folding chaperone complex; nucleus
Molecular function (GO): protein homodimerization activity
Source: RefSeq, a predicted model, not a curated record